Messenger RNA from Cokeromyces recurvatus, 565 nucleotides. RefSeq lists its product as uncharacterized. The transcript is spliced from 3 exons. NCBI's taxonomy places the organism in Eukaryota, Fungi, Mucoromycota, Mucoromycetes, Mucorales, Mucoraceae. Bases 104 to 484 code for a protein of 126 amino acids. The record is from RefSeq and is a predicted model, not a curated record.
GGGGGAAGUUGCUAAGUAUAAAUCAUCUGAGUUUGUAUUUAUUCUUUUCGACCUUUUUUUAUUUUUAUUUUUUUUUCUUCUUCUUCUUCUUUAAUCAUAUAAAAUGUUCAUUUACUUAUUCUUCUUGACACUCAUUCUCUCAGUAUGUUGGUAUUUUCGUAGAUUCAUUAUAACAUGUGCUUCUAAAUUAGCCAAUAGAACGAACAAGUUCAUUGGCUAUCAUUUAUUACCUACUAACGAAGGUUCAUUCGAAGAAGAUAUUGAAGAUGGCUUAACAAGUUCAAACUUUGAUUUAAGUGUCAAUAUAAAUGAAGAAGAUAGUCGAGCAGGUCUCAAAAAUAAAGAAGAAAUUCUGAGAAUUAUGAAAAAACAAAAUGUGUCAUUUGAUGAAGCUAGACUUAUUCGACAACAACGAUUAUUAAAAAAGAAUGGGAUUGACCCUGUUACCGGUUUACCCUUAGAUCCUAAAUUUGUUCAAUUUUAAAUUAUGCAAAGCUUAAAUAAGUAGUGACUUUCCAUUAAUUAAUCCAAAAAAAAAAAAAAAAAAAAAAAAAAAAAAAAAAAA